AUGUCCCGUUCUAAGUCCCGCGAACGGCCUCAACCUUGUGCUCUCUUUUCUCUCAUACCCUUGAACAAGCAAACUGUUGAGCAAAUUGCACGGGGCAUCAUUAUUGGUUUCCAAAUCAGCUCGAAGACAAGAUAUACCCUGGCAACUAUCGGACGUACCGGUGACAUCACUGACGGGGAUUCUCCCAUCUCCCGGACCCAGUGUUUUUUCGAGACCCAUAAGGACACAAAGGAGAUGCUCCUCUGCAAUCGAUCAAGCUCCUGGUCGACUCAAGAUUUUGAUCCAAAGGCUCUACAGUUUGAGUCAAAGCGCCCCGACCGCCAAGUUGUAGUGACUGAGGGGAUUAACAACCGAUUCGGAUUCGGUGGUGUAGGUCACAAAUAUUUCCAGUUCGAGAUAUAUCGGCAUAAGCGUCCAUCCAAUUUUUAUAAGAAGAUCGCGGAUCAAGACGACCAUCCUCGUUUCGCCCGGACCGUCGAUGACCUGAUACCGACCGCUUUACCCUCCACACGAAUCCACACUCCUGCUGUUCACGCCCGUAGCUGCCGAGGGUUAGCGAAAACGAUCAGGUACUAUAAGAAAAUAGAGAUUGGAGGAAGCUCACGUUGGGAGGUUUACAAAACUGUUAAUCCAAACAUUGUAGAAUUCAUAUCAGCGCAAGGGUUUGGAGGAACGGAUCUUGAAAUUCUCACACAUUUCAGAGAAGGCGACACGGCGGAUCUAAUUAAGAAGGAGGUGUUUACAAGAGACACACAAUUGGUGAAGUAUCUUCUCUGUCAGAUGCUUCAAGCGCUUGAUUACCUUGCAUCGCAGGGCAUUAUGCAUAGGGGUGUGAAGCCUGAGAACAUUCUCUACCAAGCUCUACCAGACGGCGGCUAUACCUUUCAACUCACGGAAUUUGGCGUUUGCAGUGCCAUUGCAGAUGCCCGAACCCUCGUUAGAUUUCCAACAUUCAUAGCACCCAAAUUCUUUUCGGGUGCCAAGCAAGCAUAUAAAGUAGAUAUUUGGUCCCUUUAUGUAACGUUAGCGUAUGCAUUAAACGUGGACGGGCUCUGGGAGAAGCGGUUUGACACGCCUUGGUUGUCUAUGAUUGCAGUACAGGGGGCUGCAGAUAAUCGUUCUUUCAGCUGCGUCCAAGGCAUGGCGAUCGUUGACCUGGAAGCACGAGCCUCUGCUGCAGACAUGCUCGACAAACUCUUCAACGGGGGUAGGCGUUCAACUCCACGCGGUUUGCUAAAAAGUGCUCCUUUGGCAGACAAUACUGCAGUAUCACCGCAAAAAGAGCGAAAGCUUGCGAUUAACAAGAAAUUUAGUUAG
This is a messenger RNA of Bipolaris sorokiniana ND90Pr, 1317 nucleotides long. RefSeq lists its product as uncharacterized. Gene Ontology annotation, molecular function: ATP binding; protein serine/threonine kinase activity. Gene Ontology annotation, biological process: protein phosphorylation. Gene Ontology annotation, cellular component: cytoplasm. The transcript is spliced from 3 exons. Lineage: Eukaryota; Fungi; Ascomycota; Dothideomycetes; Pleosporales; Pleosporaceae. The record is from RefSeq and is a predicted model, not a curated record. Bases 1 to 1317 code for a protein of 438 amino acids.